GUUCGGAUUGAGGUCGACGGAGGUGGCGGUGCUGCUGGUGGCGCCACAGGCGGUGCCGCAGGGGGUGCUGGAGGUGCUGGUGAGGGAGUGGCCGCGCCCUUGGAUCAAGGUGCGGCCCAGCCUGGUGCGGCGGCCACCACAGCGCACAGCGACGAAGAGGAGGAGCCGGAUCUGGCGCUGAUUAACUUGGAUGUCUUUGGUGUCGAGCCGCCAGUGCAGCAGCGUGCGCCACGGGGUCGGCAGCGGGCGUCUGGUCUGGAUGACGACCUCAGAGCCCGUGGUGGCAGGAAGAAGCAGCGGACCGGGGCUGCUAAGGUGGCGAAGAGCGGUC
Molecule: messenger RNA, 331 nt
Organism: Astrephomene gubernaculifera
Lineage: Eukaryota; Viridiplantae; Chlorophyta; Chlorophyceae; Chlamydomonadales; Astrephomenaceae
Source: the annotation of a GenBank genome assembly